Molecule: messenger RNA, 4354 nt
Organism: Fundulus heteroclitus (mummichog)
Lineage: Eukaryota; Metazoa; Chordata; Actinopteri; Cyprinodontiformes; Fundulidae
Gene: rnf157
Product: ring finger protein 157
Exons: 19
Coding region: 498-2597 (699 amino acids)
Biological process (GO): protein ubiquitination
Cellular component (GO): cytoplasm
Molecular function (GO): ubiquitin protein ligase activity
Source: RefSeq, a predicted model, not a curated record
UUUGCGCCUGUGUGACGUCAUUGGGGAUCCACAGGGCUCUAUGACAGGGUCCAGCAACGCCGAGCGCCGGUGGAAGAAAGGGGGGAGGAUACAUGAUCUACCUUCAGCCCGGUCGGAGUGGAGCUAUCGAGCGUCUCUCGCUGCAGAUCUACACUGAAGAAGCGGAUGCAGGCUCGGGGAUUUUGCCUUUAGUCUACCACUAGAGCGCUUCCCAGCUAUUAAAGCGACUGCUACCUCUAUAUUUUGCCUGAGAAAAAAAAAAAAAAAACACACACACAUAGAUCCACAGAGAGAGAGAGAGAGAGGGGGAUAAGCGGCCAGACAACAACUAUACUAAUCCCCCGGACGGUCACAUUCACGGCGGAGGCUCGGAACCGACAGAAAUGAACAGGGGCAGCACGAACUGGAUUAAAUGAUAGCGAAUAAAGAGCCGCAGCGCACAAAGCGACCGUGAAGUGUUAUGCCCGUUCGGCCGUGCGGCGUUUAUUUGACUGGAAAUGGGAGCUUUAACCAGCAGACAGAACAUAGGCGUGGAAGAAGUGGACAUUCCGUCCAAUUCGGUGUAUCGUUAUCCCCCGAAAUCUGGGAGUUACUUUGCCAACCAUUUCAUCAUGGGAGGGGAGAAGUUUGACUCCACCCAUCCGGAGGGUUACCUGUUCGGGGAAAACACAGAUCUUAACUUCCUGGGGAGCAGACCAGUAGCAUUCCCGUAUGCAGCUCCUCCGCCUCAGGAACCAGUAAAGACGCUACGAAGCCUUAUAAACAUUCGAAAGGACACGCUGCGGCUCGUAAGGUGUAGUGAGGACCUAAAGUUGCCAGGCGACGAGGUGGCUGGGAAGAACAGGGCGUGCUACAACGUAGAGUUCACCUUUGACGCAGACACGCAGGUUGCCAUCACCAUUUACUACCAGGCCAUAGAGGAGUUUCACAACGGAGUGCCAGUUUACCUGCCACAGGACAGCUCGCUGCAGUCAGAGACGGUGCAUUUUAAGAGAGGAGUUUGCCAGCAGUUCUGUCUGCCCUCGCACACCGUCAACCUCAGCGAAUGGGCGGACGACGAGCUGCUGUUUGAUAUGGACAAGGAAAUCUUCCCCAUGGUGGUGCAGGCUGUGGUGGACGAGGGGGAAGAACAUUUGGGCCACUCUCACAUCCUACUGGCUACAUUUGAAAAGCACAUGGAUGGGAGUUACUGUGUAAAACCUCUGAAGCAGAAGCAAGUGGUGGACGGAGUUAGCUACCUGCUGCAGGAGAUCUAUGGGAUCGAGAACAAAUACAACAGUCAGGAAUCAAAGGUGGCUGACGACGAGAUCAGCGACAACAGCGCCGAGUGCGUAGUGUGCUUGUCGGACGUGCGAGACACCCUCAUCCUCCCGUGCAGACACUUGUGUCUCUGCAACGCCUGCGCAGACACGUUGCGCUACCAGGCCAACUGCUGUCCUAUCUGCAGGCUGCCAUUUAGAGCUUUGCUGCAAAUUCGAGCAAUGAGGAAGAAACUUAGUCCUCUGUCGCCCACCAGCUUUAACCCAGUCAUCACCUCCCAGACAUCGGACUCGGAGGAACACUCGGCGUCAGAGCACAUCCCACCUGGUUACGAGGCCGUGUCUCUGCUGGAGGCCCUGAACGGGCCUCUGAACACCUCCUCAGUGGACCCUCCUCCCCUUCAUUCCGGUCCCAGCCACGUCUCCGGGGUGCUGCCGCCGUAUAGCAGUGAGCCCCACCCGGUGCCAGCCCGAUCCUUCUCGCCUCUCGACCAGUCCAACUCCAGUCAGGGAUUAAAACUGAAAAAGAGUAAUUCAAAGUCCCUUUCCCAGAAUUCCUCUGUGCUUCCUGAAGAGGAGGACGAGAAGUCUUGCAGUGAAUCAGAUGCAUGUCGUCCCAAACUGGCUGUCGAUCAGCAGGAGAGCGGGGUGACUCCAGACAGCGAGAACUUGACCCUGUCCUCGUCCGGAGCCAUCGAUCAGUCACCCUGCACCGGUACCCCUCUGUCCUCCACCAUCACCUCCCCUGAAGACCCGGUGAGCAGCAGCCUGGCCCAGUCAGUGAUGUCCAUGGCCUCGUCCCACUCGCAGCACUCUCACAUCAGCGCCGACACCAUGUCCUCCAUGUCGGGGUCCUACCUGGCCGGGGCCGAAGGAGAGCCCGCGGGGGCCGAAGAGGUGGGAGACGUGGACGGCGAGGAGGACCGAGACGCUCCCACGGAGAGCCGAGCUGCAUCCCACCAGGACGGGGAGUUCUCUAGGGAGCCAAAGGGACACAAUUACUCGGCUGUAGAAGAGCAGGAUUCAGAGGGAAAUGAUGUCACAGAAGAGGACUGCUCCUCUCCGUCUAACGGGAAAGGUGGGCGGAGCAGGUGUCCAGAGUUGGCCAAUAACAAUCAGGGUGUCGCCCACUGUGACACGCCCUCUUUGGGGUUGGAUAAUGAGCAGGCUUCUGACAGCCGAUUCGCCGAUUUUAUGUAUCUCGGCGGCUACAGGCCUGCUCUUGAUCCCCUCCCCCACCACUUCUCCACCAGCAACAUUAAUCUGGAGGAGCAGGGGGCGGAGAACAGAGACGGCCAGAGUCCCAAGUAUCCUCACCGUGGGCCGCUCAUCGUGUAACAUUCAAACCAAUCUAAAACGCCCCGCCCACAACCCGCUUUUCCCCACCCUGCCCAUAGCGCUGCCACUCCGGGUAUUGUCUUUGCUGAGCAGGGAAACAUUUCCCCAAUCCGUUUAAAAAUUUCCGUGACUGUCGCCGCUGCGGCUGGAUCCCACUUGGAGUGGGAAGAGGAAGAAAGCGGAAUCACCUUUAACAUUGUUGGCGCACUUUUAUCACACGUUUUUCUUGUUUUGUUGUCUCUUAACUAUUUCUUGGAACGAUUAUCCUUCUGCUAUUUUAUUAUUUAUUACCUGUAGGUUUUACGGGAGCUCUGUAUCGUGUUAGUAUCUUCAGAAGAAUACAUGUUGCUCCUCUUCUCUGCCUUUUUCCCCUUCCUUCCUACUGAUGUAUCAGCCAAACAGUCGGGAGCUACUGGGAUCGGCAAUCUGAUUUAUUACUACUAAGUUCUUCCUCUGUGUCAGAAACUGUGUUAUGAAUGAGUGGUGGGACACUUUGACGCUGAACAUCAGCUCUCACCGGACUACCUUACCGAAGUAGAACAACAUUGACCCCUCGCUUCGGAUCAGGGAGCUUCAGUCUCGCACCUUCGCAUGCCGCUUUUCACGUUUUCCUUCCAUUUCCGCCACCCUUCUGAAACUCCUGAAUGUAAAUUCAGAGGCAGCCGAACUUUUCCGAUGGACGAGCCAAGAAACGGUGGCCAAAAUGACCUUGCGGGAAAAAAAAAGAGGUAGAAUGUAGGACUAUGAUGGUGGAGCUCAAAAACAGGGGAUUAUAUGCGUCACCUUAAAUCUUCACUUAAACUGGAAUCAAACCCAAACUUUGACACACACACACAACCUUCCAUCUCCAUCCUCUCCUUCUGUAGCUCCAAUUUAGCAUGUCAGUAUUAAUACGGUGCAACUGCAAGUACGACCAAGCAAUAAAAAUACCCUGCACCUCCAUCUUUUCACCUCCUGCACUAGUUCUAAGACCGAACUGUGUUUGCACUGGCCUCUUACACUUCAACCCUUUCAGUAUGUUUUAACUGUCUACCUAUACUUUGAUGUUGCCAUUAUGAAGGGAAUCACGACGAGGAAAACCUCCUACAAGGCAUUUGAAAAAUGACGUAGCAAGGAUUUUCCUCCACCCUCACCCACGCCCCACACUUCCCCGAUCUUGGUUUGUGAACCUUUUUAGUUGUUUUCCGUUUUUGUAAAACUCUUGAUGUGUAUCUCAUCUGUUGUCGAUUGCAAAUCGUUUGUGUUUUAAUCUGUUGCAGAACACUGUGCUGUUUCUUAGAAUGUGGAUGAAAAUAUGUGAAAAUCUCGUAAAAGGUUUACAUAAUCGUGCAGACAUAGUGGCUAACUAAUGAGGAACAAUAUCUGCAAUUAAUGCACUAUUAGCUGACUCCUAGACGACACUCUUUCUGGUGCAUGAGGUGAUGAUAGAAGUAAACAUGUUUUGUCUAGGUCAGCCUGCACCCUCCUGUAGACUUGAUAUUGGACCACUGCACAAAUCUGAAGUGGUACCAUGUCUUUCUGUAGUGUUAUAUUUCGAUUGUAGGCACCCGUAUUUCUAUUGGCCUGCUCAGGUCAAGUCUUCUGCACUACUAUAACCGAGCUGCAAACAGUCAUGUGAUCACAGUCUGAAUGUGCAGACAGAGCUGCUUUCUGGCGCCAGUCUCAGUAUGGUAUCGAAGGAAAUUCACAAAAUCCCACUUUUCUAGAGUGAAAACGAAAAAUAGACUUAAACAGACAAUAAAAAUUUUGCAACUAAA